CACCCGGGGCGCAGGCCGUGCGCGACGUGCGGGAGUGCCGCCCGCCCCUGGCCCGCCGGCCGCGCCCCUUCCGUGCGGGGCCGCGGAGUCUCCACCCCGCGCUUCGCUGCGCUCGCUCUUCCCGGGCUGGAGGCCCCGCGGAGGUCGUGGUGUGGGGGACAGCGGCCACGCGACCCCGGCGAGCUGCUCUCCUGGCUUCCCGAGAGCGGGAAGGCGCGGCCGUGGGGAGCUGGGCUUGACCUUGGGAGGGAGGACCGAGCCUCCGCCUCCUGCUCCUCCCUCUCCCCGCCUCCUCCCCCUCCCGAGGUCUCUGACAUUUACAUUAACCUUUCCCGUUUCCGAAGAUACAGUUACAGCGCCGAGCGCCGUCGCCUUUACCCGGAAAGGUUAGACGGUCGCCACCUUGCCCAGAACUGCUUGCAUCCCACCUCCUUGCCUGCUAUUCUCGUCUCGCCUGGGACUGGCGCUUCUCGCUGACUCCGAACCCGACGCUUUGGGGCAGGGGUGGCGGGGGCACCCACCCACUAGUGUAUCAGGCCGGCCGAUCUGAGGAGGCGGGAGCCUAGCCUUCUUUUCCGCCUCGUAGUUCGCGUGGGGACAGAGCUCCUGUCCUGCCGCGGCCUGGUUAUGGGGGUGCAGGCUUUUGAAAAGACUGAUGUUUGUCCCGUGGUGCGUUUGGAUUUGUUCCACCGAGGGGGCUGGAGCUGAAUUUUCAUUAGAACAGAAACAACAUACCCCAGGGCACUCUUAUGCAAGCAGUCGUGGCUGGCAGGGAAAUUAAUGCAACACCUUGCUUCCGCCCCCUGCUGAGGAACGUUAACUUAGACUUAAUUGGGCAGGUCCGCUCAAAUGUGUGGAACUUCAAAAUAGAUUUUUCAGUAAACCCGAAAGAGGAAAAUUGGCAAAUUGGGGCUGAUUAUUUACUCACUUUUAUCAAACAUUUCAACGAGUUCUUCUAAACAGCACGUUUUCUUUCCAUAUUUAUAAAAAAGAUUUGACUUAUACCCAACUUCUGGAGAUUAUUCCCUUUACUAAUAUUUUUAUUCAUUUUACGUAGUAUUUUAUUAACUUACUACCUAGUGAGUGCUGUUUUGCCAAGCACCAUUUACCAAGCGGUUCACUUACAGUUGUCUCCUUUAUCUCCCACAGCCCUGUAAGGUAAAUGAUAUUGUGGGCAUCUUCAAGUUGCCAAUGAGAAAACCGAAGUUUAGAUAGGUUAAAUAGUUUCCAGGACGUAUGUUGACAGAGCUGAGAAUCCAGUACAGAUCUACCAAUUCCAGUUGAGCAGCUUCUAUGAAUGAAGGGACUCUUGGAUCUAAAGAUCUGUUUUCCAAGUAUCUUUGACAGCCGGAGGGAGGGCCCUGUCCCCUGUCCCUUUAAGAAAGAGGGCCAGGCACUGCCGAGAGUAGUGCCCUCGUUGUUCCACCUGCUCGCGCCGUCUUUCCAGACCAGCUGCCCUGGACGCUAACUACAGCUGCCUCACUGGGUUAAACAUUUAUAAACAUCAAGGAGGGAAGAUUAUCUGGGUUUGUUUUUUGUAUGCUCCCAAGUUGUCAGACAACCACAAAUUCCCAUGAAAGAAGAGCAAACAAUAUCUGUAUCCCAGUUGUUGUGUGCCAUUGAGUCUAUUUCAAUUCGUAGGGACCCUUCACUUCCCUGCUACGGCCAGUGCUGAAUUUGCUUUUCAUUCAUUCAUUCAACAAAUAUUGAGCUCAUACCGUGUACAGAGUAACCUAUGAAAUGAAAAGAUGAUUCAGACACAAGCCCUGUCCUUAAGGAUUUACAGCAUAGUGGGAGUUUUAGGCAUCCAAAUGGAGGAUUGUCCACUUGGGAGCUGUGCAGGUUGAAGAGGAAAGAAUGAGUUUAAGUCUAAACAAAAACAUGUUCUUGAACUUUUAUCAUCACCCUUUAACUACUGCUCUAUAGCUCUUUCUCCUUUUAGCCAAACUUUGUAGAAGUUGUCUGCAUUUACCAUCUCUGACUUGUUACCUCCCAUUCACUUACCACCUCACCAUAACCUGGCUUCUGCCUUUCCACCGCGCCACUAAAAUUGGUCUUGUCAAAAUUACUAAGGACUUUCUGGUUGCUGAAUCCAUUGAAUACUUUUUAGGCCUUAUCUUAACUUGACUUUCCUCCUGCACUUGGCACUGCUGAUUUGCACUCUUAAAACUCUCAACUCCCUUGCCUUGACCACUCUCUCCUGAGUCUGCUCACACUUUUUUGAGAGUUCCCUCGUGGACUGCUUGCCCUACCCACAACCCAAGUGUUGCCUAGGUUUCUGUCCUCAGCUCUGUGCUCUCUGCUUUUAGCUACUCACCAGAGAUUUAAAUAUUGCUGCUGCUUACCUGGUGUGAUUCAAUUCAGAUAGCAUCUUCAAAAAGCUUUCCUUGCCCUUCCUCUGUUAAGUGCUCCUUUCCUAUGGAUCCCUCUAAAAAAACAAACAAAAACCAAAAAUCAACCCACUGCCAUCGGGUUGAUUCCAACUCAUAAUGACCCUAUAGGACAGAGUAGAACUGCCCCAUGGAGUUUCCAAGGAGUACCUGGUGGAUUUGAACUGCUGACCUCUUGGUUAGCAGCUGUAGCUCUUAACCACUACACCACCAGGGUUUCCUGGAUACCUAUAGAAUAAAUUAAUCAAAUUCCAGUGCAAUUAUCUGUUCACACGUCCCAGUCUCCCACUAGAGAGUAAGCUUUCCUCAGGGUCUGUUUUGUAUCUGUAUCCACAAUACCUAGAACAAUGUAGCAUUCAAUGAAUCCUUGUUCAAUUGCCCCAAAUUGUAUUUUCAAAAUCUGUGUUUCCAGCACAUACCUUAAAGCCCCAUAUAGUUGGUGACCAUUAAAUUUAUUCUCAUCAAAUAUUUAUUAUGUACUUAUUUUAUAUCAGGUAUUUUUUUUUUUUUUUUGUGCGUAGCCAUUGGGAUACAAAAUAUCCUUUUCCUUAGGAAACACAUAGUCCAGAAGAGGAGGUAGACUAAAAUAGACAGACAACACAGUGUAUUAGGCGUUUAAAUGGAAGUUGUGCCUGGUAACCAUGGGGCAAGAUAAUGGGGGCUGUAUUUUGGAGGAAAAGUGAGGACGGCCUCACAGAAGAGGUGGUAGCUGAUCUGAGCCUUAAAGGAUAAGUUGGGAUUUCCAAGGUGGAUGUCUUUGGUGAGAGGAGUUCUAGGCGGAAGGAAUAGAAAUGAUAGGAAUUGGGGGUUGUUCUCUCGGGCAAAUUAUUUAAUUCCUAAUCCUUUUUUUUUCUCAUCUGUAAACAUCAGGAAUGACUACAUACCCAGAGAGGUUGUUGAUUAAAUAAAACAAUUUAUUAGUAAGUACAGGGCACUGCCUUCCUACCUGGAGGAAGCUGCUUGAAUGACACUUGUGGGAAAACCUCAGGCAGUCUGGGGCAGGACUGUAUGUGACUUAAUGUUUUGCUGAUAACAAGACACUAAGUUUAUCUAAAUCUCCAACUUGAUGGCAGCCGUUAGUCCCGGAAUAGAUUUAUUACCUCCCACCUCUCUCCAGUCCUCAGUGACCCUGGCCAACAUAGAGCAACUCAACUUGAUAGGACCCAAUUGAGUGCAGGUGACAAAAGCCUGGCUCGGAUUAUCCCCAAAAGGAAUUAUUGACCGAUGUUGCUGAGAAGUCCAGGAGAUUCCUAGUGUAGACUUCAUGGUUCAAAACAUUCCUGGUCUCUAAAAACCACUCUUGGUCCCAGUAUUAGGAAUUUAGGGGGAGAGGUGACAUUAAAAACGAGUGAGGAUUUUGAUACUUCGAAGGAUAAUUUGUCAUCAUCCUAAACAAAAUAAGAUAGAUGCCUUUAUGGGAACUUGUGAAGAAGCGGGUUUUUUUUAAAAUCAAUUCUCGGGGGGUCUUAACCUUCUUGGUGCCAUAGAUCGCUUUGCCAUGCUGGGGAAUAAGUUUUUAAAUGAGUAAAAGAAAAUACAAAGGAUUACAAAUGAAACAAAUAUUAUAUUGAAAUACAGUGACCAAAACAUUAAACUAAAUUUGUGAUAUAGCAAAACAUGUGCCUCUUUAUUAAUUCAUUAAAUAAUAAGAUGUAGUGAAGAAUUGAAUACUACCUUAAUGAGUACAAACAAUAUGCUCAGUAUGAACCCCCUGAAUUCUACCCUUGGAUAUCAUGGGGGUCCAAGGACCCUGAGUUAAGAACUCCUGCACGCAAGAAAUGAUCCCCGUCUAGUUCUAGGUACUGCCUGUACCAGAACAGGCCUCAAAUACAGGACCCAGAAAUUAAGGGUCUCGUGUUCUCAAACUAAGCCAGCUGAGCUUUGAGAACUCCGCUUUAUAACACUUAAAACUUGCCUUAUUUCCCAUUUGGAAUAAAUCACACUGUGAACUUUCUUGAAAGGCCCAGCUAUAAAUAUUGUGGAAGGGAUGUGUUUCUGGAUAUUGUUCACAACAUUUACUGAGAAGGAGAUGAAAGAACAGGAAAAGGAAGGUUUGGGGACUAUGAGGUAAAUGGUGUUAGCAUGGAGGCACCUGGCUUCCCUUAGUUAAUACCUGAUGUCCCUGGAGCAGGGAUGACUUGUCAGAGAAACAUCUUUGGGUCACUUUUUAAUAUACGAUAACUUCCAUGUUACAAAAAGUCCUUCAAUUAUGACAGGCUUUAAUAAUGGUUCUUUCCUUGUUUGAACUUUCCAGUUUUGAAUGAUUAUGAAACAGCUGUAUAAAUAAAUUAUUGUCUUUUUCCAUCCAGGGUUUUACGAUCUUUUGGGGGAGGAGAUAAGACAUAACAAAUACACACACAUAAAAAAGAACUGAAUUAGAAAAAAUGUUGAGUUCAGAGAAGGAAGGUAACAUUCUGGACUGGGAAGGAGGAGGUAGAAUUUGAAUUGUGUCUUGAAGAGGGGAUAGCGUGUGAACAGAGAAGAGGGGGCCUACUUUCAGGUCCGGGGACAGGGGAGAGGUAAGGAAGAGGAAGGGACAGGACUUUUUUUUUAGAGCUGGGUACUUAGCCACUUAACAAUCUUUGUGACAGAAAAUAUUUAAAUCAAAUUGUUCAGGAGCUUCUCUUUCUCUCAAGAGAGAAUGUUCUUGCUAAAAGUAAAGUCCUUUUUCCUUUCUUAACCAAAUCAAAUGACUGCUAGAGCACUGAAGACUAAAAAGGAAAACAGCCUCCCUUCUCACAUUAAUGCUUCUCUUGGUAAACAAGAUUAUAUGGGGAGAAGUGGUAUAUUGUCUUGGGAAGAGUGAUUCUUUAAAUAUUUAUUGAGCACCUGCUAGGUGCUGGGCCCUGUUCAAAGCUAUCUCAGCAGCAAACAGAACAAAGUUUCUGUUCUCACAGAGCUUAUCUUUUAGUGGAGGGAGAUAAAUGCUAAAUAAAUAUAUGUCAGGUGAAGGUAAAAACUCUGAAGGAAAAUAACACAUGGUAAAGGAAGACUUUUUAAAGAGACAGCACUAGAAGGUAGGUUGCUCUGUUUGGAGAGGUGGUCAGAAAGGCCUCCCUGAUGAACCGCUUUUGAGAGAGAUCUGAGUGAAGUGAAGGAGUGAACCAUGAGAUAUUUGUGGAAAGACUUCCAGGCAGAGGAAGAGUUAAAUGUAAAGUAUAAACAUAGCUAAUCAUUGAACAUUAUAAAAAUUAUGUUCCAAAUAAACAUAGUAUAAACUUUGUACAAAGGACCCCGAUAUACUAUGAAAUUUUACAUAUACCAAACCUAUUGCCAUCGAGUCCAUUCCAACUCAUAGUGACUCAAUAGGACAGAGUAGAACUGCCCCAUUGGAUUUCCAAAGAGCGGCUGGUGAAUUCGAACUGCCGACCUUUUGGUUAGCAGAUAUAGCUCUUAACCAGUAUGCCACCAGGGCUCCAAUUAUAAAUUUAUCUUGGGAUAGUAAGAAUGGUAUAAUAAGCAUUGCUCAAAUACUUAACAAUACAUUUUUUGUUCUCUUGGACUUUAGAAGAGCUUUUAGGAGAAUGAUUUGAGUGGGCUACAUCUCUAAGAACAUUUAUGCUGAAAAGUUUGGACUGAUUCGUUCUCCCCCACCCCCAAAUUCUCCUGAAGUCCACACAGGCAGUCAUUCUGUUGACUUUGAGCUGUCUUCAGAGUUGGAAUUCACCUUUUAAAAAUGGCUACUGAGCAUCUUAAUACUUCAACUAGUAAGUCUCCCUUCCUAUUGCUUCUCCUGACUACCAUCCAGUCUCCUGAGGCAUAAAGAUAGAAAAGGUGAGUCAAGCCCUGAAUAAGCACAAUGAUGACAGUCAAUCAAAUCAUGCCAAUAAGGAUUUAAUCAUAAAUCAGAAACAGCUUGAACAUUGUGUUUUCACAUAGGAAACAUUUUCUUUCUUUUUUCCCUCUUUAUGAGUACCCCAAAGUGUUUUGGGAAGGAUCAAAUGCAGUAGACUGUUGGUAGGACAGAGAGAUUUGGUUGACUCAUCCAACUUGCUAGUAAAUGGCGGAGCUGGAACUGAGACUGUGGCCUUCUGAUAUUUCAUCUAGAUGAUCUUUUCCAUAAAUAAAUAUAUUCCAGAACAAAUAGUUCUGAAGAUUGAUACAGUCUCCUGGUUAAACAUUUAAGGAAACUGAUUGAAUGAUGUUAAGUAGAACUUUUCAGAGCUUUUAAUAUACAAAUGAGUCUGUGAGUUUGCAAGAGGACUCUAAAACAAUUUUGGGAAAUACUGGCCUACACCACUAUGGCCUGAUAUGCCCACCUGUAACCUGAAAGAGACUUCCCAGAUUUAAGUUUAGUUUCUGUUGCUAAUGAUACGCAGGGAGGUUGAGAUCCUGUUUUCUUAUAGAUGUAUACCACAUGGCUUAUUUUGGCAACUGACACACGAGUUUGGUUUUGACUGUUGUUGAGCGUUUUUGAUUCAGCCCAAAGAAUACUUUCCUCCCAGGUGACCAUGUACUAAGGCUUUGGGGUAAGUGACAAAAGUUCUUCUGGGCAAAUAUUAGUCCCCUAUGCUGUGCUCAUAGCGACCCUAUAGGACAGAGUAGAACUGCCCCAUAGAGUUUCCAAGGAGCGCCUGGUGGAUUCGAACUGCUGACCCUUUGGUUAACAGCCAUAGCACUUAGCCACUACGCCACCAGGGUUUCUAUGAGUUGGAAUUGACUCGACAGCACUGGGUGUGGUGUUUUGGUUUUAUACUGUGCUACCUAUGUACCUAUAUGCUCACAAGCACCUCUGUUGCUUAAGGGUGAGUUGAAAUGAUCAUUACUUUGUGUGAGUCCAGUGGCCUUAAUUAGUGUGAUGUAGUGGCCAUUUAGGGGCCAAAUCAACCAAUGUAAGGGCCACAGACACUGGCGGCAAGCUCAGGGUGAGCUGUUUAGUUACUGUACUGUGUGCAGAGAUACAGCAGAAAAAAGACAGGCACAGUCCUCACCAUUGAGAUUUGGUUGGAGUCCAGGUGAAAUACAGACAAGCAAACCAGCAACUGCUACAAGGUGCAGUGAGCACUAUUAUGGGGGUGAACAAGGCAGGCUACGAGAGCAAAAAAGAGGUGCGUCUAACUCGGGCAUAGGGAACAGGGCAGUGACAGCUAAACAGACCCGGAGGUGAAGAGGAGUGUUACAGGUAGAACCAGAUCAGACAUGAAACAAUAUGUUGCAAGGGUAGGUUAGAGACCUACUCAACUCGAUAUUCUUGUUUCAUACCCUACAAGAAAGAAGCAACUGUACUAAAGCAACACCACUUGUUUUGCAUUUUACGAGGCACUUCUACCUACAUGGCUUUAUUUCCUCUCUACAAUGAAUCCUUUAGGUGUCCCAGGACCAUGGUCAUGGAGUCAAGAAGAGAGACUGGAAACUGCCCCUGCAGCUCCUAGAAAGUCAGAGAUGUGAAAGUAGACAACACAGGCACUUAGUACCAUGUUCCAAAUACAGAUUCCCACUGUAAGUGGUUGAGGACACUGUGAGUUUUGGUGAAGUUUUAAGCACGAAGUGAGCAUUUGAAGAAGGGAAGCGUGCAGACGUUACUACUUAGAUUGAGGUCACUUUUCUCACUAUUGGAUUGCAUUGAAAACAGUUUAUUGGAUCACAGUAUAAAAGAAGAGGUGAAAUCCACAGCAGGCUUGACUGUUUUUCUUCCUUUGAUGAACCACAUAAAAAAUGGAAACUGAGCCAGUAGAAUAUAGUUCUAGGACCAGUUGGCCUCCCUGGGAUCAAUGGGACAAAUCAUUAACUAAAAAAAAAUUUUUUACUAGCCUCCAAUUAAUACAGGGAAGCCACAUUUUACACAGAUGGGUUCUAGGGGUAGAAUGGAAGAUGAAUCUUGAAUGUAGUCAAAAUCAUCCUUAAAAUCCCUUAGGAAGAUAACCACAUUGGAGAUCAACAUGUGCAACAUAGAUAUGUGUGUCUUUAAAUACCAGAAUUACACUCAGCACGGCAAGAUGCUUAUACUUUGAGAGGCAUAUGGAGACUAAGACCGACUGAGGGCAUAUGGUCAUUGAAUGGAAUGGUUCAUCAAAGGAAGAAAAACAGUCAAGCCUGCUGUGGAUUUCACCUCUUCUUUUAUACUGUGAUCCAAUAAAUCCUCCCCCUUCCUCUCCCUGUCAAUUGUUUAUAGUAAAUUAGUGUCAUAUAAAUCCUUGUCUGAUGUGAGUCUGCUGCAGAUUCUUGCUGCUCCUCUAGUAGCACAUGUGAGAAGCACCUUGGUCUCGAUCCAGCACAUGCAGUUUGGAGAAUCAUGCCUUUGUGGAUUUUAACUUAGCUUGUAUUUGAACUAUUUUCCCUAACAAGACUUGGUCCUCCUGUUGUAGCUCAGUUGAUGGUGAUCAGAAGUGCCUCCCUAGCGCCCACAAAGUGAAUUUGAUGUACAUUUUGUAUCAUAUAUUUAAAGUAAAAACGUUUCUACAAUUAUACAGGUUCCACUAUUAUAACAGAGGCCUAAAACAACAGUAGGUUAAACAAGAUAAGGAUUUCUCUUUCUCUCAUGGAAUAGUUUGGGUAUAAGCAAGCCAGUACCAGUAUGAUGGAUCUAUGUUGUUGGGACUUAGCCUCCUUCAGUCUUGUUGCUCUGCCGUCUUGAGAGUGUUGCCCUUGUACAUAUGGUUCGAGAUGGUUCCCCACCAGAAUAUCCAUAUUCCAACCAGUUGCCUCAAGAAAAAGAUGAAGAAGCGGAGUAGUUUUUCCCUUUAAACAAUCUGGAAAUUCCACACAUACUCUUGCUACAACCCAUUGGCUAGAUCUUAAUCACAUGACCAUACUACCUGCAAGAAGGGCUGAAAAAAAUAUUGAGAGGUCAUGUGACCAACUAAAAAUAGAUAGUUCUAUUACCCUAAGAAAGGAAGGGGUAACUGGAAAUCUGUCAUGGUCUGUCUCUUUGUUCAUGCAGCUAACCAUGUCUGUUCUUCCUCUCACACAUAAACAUAGCCACCCCUCUCCAGGCGAGGCACCCCAAGUUCCUUCCAGUUACCCAGUCUUUUCGAAAUCCAGACUGAGCCCUGGGUGAUAGUCAAUUCUUUCCAUCAGGUCCAUAUGUGUAGCUCCUAGUGGUUUAGCAUCUAAUACAUUUAAAGAUAAAUUAUCAGCCUUCCCACACCCCUGCUGCACCCACACACGAUUAUGUGCCUAUUAGCUGAAUAGAGCAAGAUACUUACAAUAAAGAUUCCUGUUAAGAAAAGGAAAGGACUAGAACACACAGCAGUCGCCAGCCAUAGUGUUCAUAUUCUGCUGUCGGGGAAUGUGGACUCCCUGCCCUGCAGUGGAGUAGGGGCCAGGGACCUGCCCUCUGGGAGGAACUCUUUAUUCUCUAUCCUCCAUUUUCACUUAGAAGUGGACUUUGGAGAACAGACCCUGAAAAGACUUUUGCAACCUGCUUCCUGCUGAUGAAAGCUUAGGGGUAGUUGGGGAGGGGUUGCUUGUGCAGGCCAGGCUCAUGGUUUUUUUUGGCUAGACAGUUUCCUCAAAAACUUAGUACAUUUCUGGUUUGUUCUGAUCAGUUUCAUGUACUGGUAACCACAACGAAAGUUCUCAUCUAGAUAGAGUUUUGAAGCCUGAAUACUCUGACUUUUAUUUAUUGACCUCUAUUCUCUGUCCCUCCUCUGAUUUCUGCAUCACCGAUGGCCACCUCGAGAUGAUAGGAAGUUACAGGCUUGGGUAAGAAGGUAGCGCCUUAAUCUGAUCUUUGCUGGGGGGCUAGAAAGAGAAUCCUGGGCAAGUUUUGAGACCACAGUCCUUUCUUCUGUUAGGCCUCCUGCUUCAUGUAUAGCUGCUUUAGUUUGAGUGUACAAAUAGUUGUCAUUUUCAACUCUGCAGGGCCAUACAUUAUUGGACUUUGGCAACAUAGUUUAUAGACCACAGUCAAAGAAAACUUCUCUUUGCGUGGCUAUAGCUUCCUUCGUUUCUGCUGUAGAAUGUUUGGCUGUAGCCUGAAUUCCUCUCUAUAUUGUAGCAAGAAGUAGCCAACAAACACUCAUGUUCUGAAUUCUUCCAACUGUUUGUCUAGAGCUACAGGUUUGGUUGGCCAGUGGCCUGCCUUCCAAGAUAUAUUAGGUAAUAAUUUUACUAAAUGGUUUGCCAUGACAUAAAGACCAUACCAAUGCCACAUAUUUUAGAUUCUGUUUUGGUACAGAAUACAAAUUUUCUUAUUAGUUAAAAUAAGGUUUGGGUGCUAUAACAGAGUUCCAAAAUAAGUUACUUAAACAAAAGUUUACAGUAAUAGAAUGCAAGCAGUCCAGGGCUAGUGUGGUGGCUACCUUGUAUAAAGAGACACAUGUUUCUUUUCUGAUAUGACUCAGGCUUCCCUAGGAUACUCCAGCCAACAGGAAGGGAAGACAGAGGAAGGCAUGACCCUUUUUGGAGGUUGCACACAUCAGUUUCAUUCAAGUCGCAUUGGCCAAAACUUAGCCUAUGACUAUCUGUAGCAACAACGGAAGCUGGGAAAAAUAAAUUUUAUUCUGGAUGGCAUGUGUCAAGUUAACAUUCAGGGAGAGUUCUAUAAAGCUAACUGAAGAAAAGAAUUGCUGUAAUGAAAUAACCAAUAGUCUCUACACACUAUCCUAAGCAUAUCUUCAAAAUUUGUUAAAAGAAAUCACUAAGCUAUUUGCAAGUGAUGGGGUUACAGAGAGAAAACAGAAACUUAAUUUUACAUAGUUAACUAGAUUUUUAGAAGAGACCUUGGCUAUCAUUUAUACAAAUCACUCCUCAGAAAGGGACGAAGGCAUGGGCAUUUCUAUUGUGGGGGAGCUCUUAAAAAUAAAUUACUUUAUUGAGAUACAAUUUACAUAAUAAUCAUACAGUUCACCUGUUUAAAGUAUGCAAUUCAAUGUUUUUUAGUGUAUUCACAGAGCUGUGCAAUCAUCACCACAAUCUAAUUUUGGAAUACUUUUAUCCUCCUAAAAGAAACCCUACACCCAUUAGGAGACCAUCCAUGUUCCUCCUCUGUCCCCCCAGCUCUAAGCAACCACUAAUCUAAUUUCAGUCGCUAUAGAUUAGUGUGGGUAGAUUUUACAUAGACUGAAUGUCCAGGGUUUUUUUGGUUGCCAGACAGGAGAAUUUACAUUUAGCAAAUGAAGUCCCAGAAGCAUGAGAAGGCAAAAGUUAAUGAUUUGUGUCAAGAGCAGUGGAAUUGGUAUCUCAUGCUUCUAUGUGUACUGUCCUGGGUAUUGAAGAGAGAAAGCCAAAGAUGUCAUUGUUCUCAAGGAGCCUCUGACUGAGUGGGGGAAGACUGACACAUAAACAGACAAUUAUCACUGAGUAUUAUUGAAGUUGUCAAGGAUUUCAUUGUACUUGGAUCCAUAAUCAACACCCAUGGAAGCAGCAAUCAGGAAUUCAAAUGACAUGUUACAUUGGGCAGAUCUGCUGCACAAGACCUCUUUAAAAUAUUAAAAAGCAGGAGGCGGGGCUAAGAUGGUGGAAUAGCCAGACACUUCCGGUGAUCCCUCUUACAACAAACACCCAAUAAAACAAGUGAAAUGAUUAUAUUUGUGACAAGCUAGGAGCCCUGAGAAAACCCUGGUGGCAUAGUGGUUAAGUGCUAGAGCUGCUAACCAAAAGACCGGCAAUUCAAAUCCACCAGGGCUCCUUGGAAACUCUAUGGGGCAAUUCUACUCUGUCCUAUAGGGUUGCUAUGAGUUCGAAUCGACUUGACAGCAGUGGUUAGAAGCCCUGAAUAUCAAAGGCAAGUUAGAAAACAGACUGAGCAUCAGGGGGAGGGAGAGAUGGUUCAGAAACAGAGAGGAAUUGCAGGAUCCGAAUCACUGGGAACCCUUAGGCACCUAUUAAACAGGGUCCUCACCUAUCCACAUCAUGGGCCUAAGGACUGGUGGCUCCACCCAUGUCACCCAGCCACCUGUGACAGGGGUCCAAGGAUAACUGGUACCUCCCAGUCCCUACAACCAAAAGCAUUGGGUGCCCAUGGUCCAUCUGCAGAACCCACCCACCUGUGCACUCUAGGGAACAGGGAUGCACUUUCCUCACAGACACUCAGGGAAUGGUUGUCAGCCCCCUGCCUUGUUCAGAGCAUGACCCCUGCUGCAACCAGAUGUCUGUACCUACACCAAUCACCCCUGCCCAUCUAAGACUGUAUGACAGAGCCUGUACCACACACUUGAUGACCAACUACCUGGACACCUGAGCCAAAUCCAUACAAGAAAAGUGAAUGGACUCCUAGGCUCAUAUACCUGAUAACAGCUGUAGCCAUGUGGUGACAGGACGUUAGAGCUUCAAAGGCAAAAAUAAGCUAGCUCACUCAAGCAACCUAUUUGGGCAUAUCAAAACAAAACAAAGCAAGAAGCUAGGAUGCAAUAAGCAAACAUAAAAUAAACUAAUACAAUAACUUAUAGGUGGCUCAGAGACAACAGUCAAUAUCAAGUCACAUAAAGAAGCAGACCAUGAUCACUUUAACAAGCUCUCAAAACAAAGAAUCAGGGGAUCUUCUGGAUGAAUGUGCCUUCCUGGAAUUACCCGAUGCAGAAUACAAAAGAUUAAUAUACGGAACUCUUCAAGACAUCAGGAACGAGACCAGGAAGGAAAUCAGGCAAAACACAGAACAAGCCAGGGGACACACAGAUAAAACAUAUGAAUAAAUUGAAACAGUUAUUCAAGAACAUAAUGAAAAAAUUAAUAAGCUGCAAGAAUCCAUAGAGAGACAGCAAUCAGAAAUUCAGAGGAUUAACGAUAAAAUUACAGAAUUAGACAACUCAAUAGAAAGUCAGAGGAGCAGAAUUGAAGAAAUGAAAGGCAGAAUUAGUGAUAUUGAAGUUAAAAUACUUGGCACUAAUAUACUCGAAGAAAAAUCAGAUAAAAGAAUUAAAAAAAAAAUGAAAAAACCCUAAGAAUCAUCUGGAACACUAUCAAGAGAAAUAACCUAUGAGUGAUUGGAGUACCAAAACAGAGAGGGAUAACAGAAAAUACAGAGAGAAUUGUUGAAGAUUUGUUGGCAGAAAAAUUGCCUGAUACCAUGAAAGAUGAGAAGAUAUCUAUCCAAGAUGCUCAUCGAACUCCAAAUAAGGUAGAUAUGAAAAGAAAGUCACCAAGCCAUAUUAUAAUCAAACUUGCCAAAACCAAAGAUAAAGAGAGAAUUUUAAGAGUGUCUAGGGAUAAAUGAAAAGUCACCUACAAAGGAGAGUCAAUACGAAUAAACUCAGACUACUCCGCAGAAACCAUGCAGGCAAGUAGCCAAUGGGAUGACUUAUAUAAAGCAUUGAAGGGAAAAAAUUGCCAGCCAAGAAUCAUAUAUCCAGCAAAAAUGUCUCUCAAAUAUGAAGGUGAAAUUGGCAUAUUUCCAGAUAAACACAAGUUUAGGGAAUUUGUAAAAACCAAACCAAAACUACAAGAAAUACUAAAGGGAGUGCUCUGGUUAGAAAAUCAGUAAUAUCAGAUACCAACCUAAGACUAGAACACAGGACAGAGCAAACAGAUGGCAACCCAAAUAGGGAAAUCACAAAAAUAAAUCAAGAUAAAAAAAACCAAAAACACUCAAAACAGGGAAACAGCAAUAUCAUUAUGUAAAAGAAGAGAACAUUAAAACAGUAAAGAGAGACUAAGAAAUGUAGUCAUAGUUCUUUCACAUGGAGAGGAAGACAAGAUGAUAUAAAGAAGUAAAACUUUGGUUUAAAAUUAGAAAAAUAGGGGUAAAUAAUAAGGUAAACACAAAGGAGACUGACUAUCCUCAUCAAAAUAAAAUACAAGAAAAAAAAUAAAGACUAAGCAGAAACAAAAUCAACAAUGAAUAAGAGGAAAAAACAAUAUAUGAAGUGCUCAGCACAAAAAAUUAAGUGGGAAAAAGAAACUGUCACCAACACACAAAAAAACAUCAAAAUGACAGCACUAAACUCAUACCUGUCCAUAAUUACGCUGAAUGUAAAUGGACUAAAUGCACCAAUAAAGAGACAGAGAGUGGCAGAAUGGACAAAAAAGCACGAUCUGUCAAUAUGUUGCCUACAAAGACACACCUUAGACUUAGAGACUCAAACAAACUAAAACUCAAAUGAUGGAAAAAAAUAUAUCAAGCAAACAACAAUCAAAAAAGAGCAGGAGUGGAAAUAUUAAUUUCUGACAAAAUAGACUUUAAAGUUAAAUCUACCACAAAGGAUAAAGGGACAAUAUAACCAUAUUAAAUAUUUCUGCACUCAAUGACAGGGCUUCAAGAUAUAUAAAACAAACUCUAACAGCAUUGAAAAGUGAGAUAGACAGUUCCACAAUAAGAGUAGGAGACUUCAACACGCCACUUUUGGUGAAGGACAGAACAUCCAAAAAGAAGCUCAAUAAAGACACUGAAGAUCAAAUUGCCACAGUCAAUCAACUUGACCUCAUAGGCAUAUACAGAACACUCCACUCAACAGCAGUCAAGUACACUUUCUUUUCUAGUGCACAUAGAACAAUCUCUAGAAUAGACCAUGUAUUAAGUCAUAAAGGAAGCCUUAGCAGAAUCCAAAACAUCAAAAUAUUACAAAGCAUCUUCUCUGACCAUAAGGCCAUGAAAGUAGAAAUCAAUAAUGGAAAAACAGGGAAAAGAAAUUGAACACUUGGAACCUGAAUAAUACCUUGCUCAAAAAUGACUGGGUUAUAGAAGACAUUAAGAAUGGAAUAAAGAAAUUCUUAGAAUAAAAUGAGAAUGAAAACACUUCCUAUCAGAACAUUUGGGACACAGCAAAAGCAGUGCUCAGAGGUCAAUUUAUAUCAAUAAAUGCAUACAUACAAAAAGAAGAAAGGGCCAAAAUCAAAGAAAUAUCCCUACAACUUGAACAAAUAGAGAGCAACAAAGGAAACCCUCAGGCACCAGAAGAAAGCAAAUAAUAAAAAUUAGAGCAGAAUUAAAUGAAAUAGAGAACAGAAAAACAAUUGAAAGAGUUAACAAGACCAAAAGCUGGUUCUUUGAAAAAAUCAACAAAAUUGAUAAACCAAUGGCCAAACUGACAAAAAAAAAACAGAAGAGGAAGCAAAUAACCCAAAUAAGAAAUGAUAUGGGUGAUAUCACAACAGACCCAAAUGAAAUUAAAAGAAUCAUAUCAGAUUACUAUGAAAAAUUGUACUUUAACAAAUUUGAAAACCUAGAAGAAAUGAAUGAAUUCCUAGAAACACAUGACCUACCUAAACUAAUACAAGCAGAGGUAGAACAACUAAAUAAACCCGUAACAAAAGAAGAGAUUGAAAAGGUAAUUUUAAAAACUCCCAACAAAAAAAAGCCCUGGCCCAGACGGCGUUACUGCAGGGUUCUACCAAACUUUCUGAGAAAGGUUAACACCACUACUACUAAAGGUAUUUCAGAGCACAGAAAAGGAUGGAACACUCUCAAACUCAUUCUGUGAAGCCAGCAUAUCCCUGAUACCAAAACCAGGUAAAGACACCAUAAAAAAAGAAAACUACAGACUUAGAUGCAAAAAUCCUCAACAAAAUUCUAGCCAGUAGAAUUCAACAGCAUAUCAAAAAAUAAUUCACCAUGACCAAGUGGGAUUCAUACCAGCUGUUCAGGGAUGGUUCAACAUUAGAAAAACAAUUAAUGUGAUCCAUCAUGUAAGUAAACAAAAGACAAGAACCACAGGAUCUUAUCAAUUAAUGCAGUCCAACACUCACUCAUUCAUGAUAAAAACUCUCAGCAAAUUAGGAAUAGAAAGAAAAUUCCUCAACAUAAUGAAAGGUAUUUAUAUAAAACCAACAGCCAACAUCAUCCUCAAUGGAGAGAGUCUGAAAGCAUUCCCUUUGAGAUUGGGAACCAGACAAGGAUGCCCUUUAUCACCACUCUUAUUCAACAUUGUGCUGGAGAGCCAAGCCAGAGCAGUUAGGCUAGAUAAAGAAAUAAAGGGCAUCCAGUAUCUCUAUUUGAAGGUGACGUGAUCUUAUACACAGAAAACCCUAAAGAAUCCUCAAGAAAACUACUGAAACUAAUAGAAGAGUUCAGCAGAGUAUCAGGGUACAAGAUAAACAUACAAAAACCAGUUUGAUUCCUCUACAGCAACAAAAAGAACAUCAAAGAGGAAAUCACCAAAUCAAUACCAUUUACAAUAACCCUCAGGAAGAUAAAAUACUUAGGAAUAAAUCUUACCAGAGAUGUAAAAGACCUAUACAAAGAAAACUACAAGACACUACUGCAGGAAACUAAAAGAGACCUACGAAAGUGGAAAAACAUACCUUGCUCAUGGAUAGGAAGAGUUAACAUUGUAAAAAUGUCUAUUCUACCAAAAGUGAUCUAUCAAUGCAAUUCUGAUCUAAACUCCAAAGACAUUUUGUAAUGAAUGGAGAAACAAAUCACCAACCUCAUAUGGAAGGGAAAGAGGCCCCAGAUAGGUAAAGCAUUCCCGAAAAAGAAGAACAACGUGGGAGGCCUCACACUACCUGAUUUUAGAACCUAUUAUACUGCCGCAGCAGUCAAAACAGCCUGGUACUGGUACAACAACAGAUACAUAGGCCAGUGGAACCGAAUUGAGAAUCUAGCUAUAAAUCUAUCCAAAUAUGAGCAGCUGAUAUUUGACAAAGGCCCAAAGUCAGUUAAAUGGGGAAAAGACAGCCUGUUUAACAAAUGAUGCUGGCAUAAUUGGAUAUCCAUCUGCAAAAAAGUGAAACAAGACCCAUACCUCACACCAUGCACAAAAACUAACUCAAAAUGGAUCAAAGAUCUAAAUAUAAAUCUAAAAUGAUGAAGAACAUGGAAGAAAAAAUAGGGACAACACUAGGAGCCCUAAUGCAUGGCAUAAACAGUAUACAAAACAUUACUAUCAAUGCAUGAACACCAGAAGAGAAAGUAGGUAACUGGGAGCUCCUAAAAAUCAAACGCCUGUGUUCAUUGAAAGACUUCACUGAAAGAAUAAAAAGAUUACCCAUAGACCAGGAAAAAGUUUUUAGCUAUGACAGCAGCGUCUGAUCUCUGAAAUCUACAAGAUACUGCAAAAACUGAACAACAAAAAAGAAAAAUAGCCCAAUUAAAAAAUGGGCAAAGGAUAUGAACAGGCACUUUGGAAAAUAAGACAUUCUAGUGGCUAACAGGUACAUAAGGAAACGGUCACAAUCAUUAGCCAUUAGAGAAAUGCAAAUCAAACCUACAAUGAGAUCCAUCUCACUCCAACAAGGCUGGCGUUAAUCCAAAAAACACAAAAUAAUAAAUGUUGGAGAGGUUGUGGAGAGAUUGGAACACUUAUACACUCCUGGUGGGAAUGUAAAAUGGCACAACCACUUUGCAAAUUGAUUUGGUGCUUCCUUUAAAAGCUGUUGUUGUAUUAUUAAAAGCUAGAAAUAGAACUAUCAUAGGAUCCAGCAAUCCCACCCCUUGGAAUAUAUCCUAGAGAAAUAAGAGCCUUUACACAAACAAAUAUAUGCACACCCAUAUUCAUUGCAGCACUGUUUACAAUAGCAAAAAGAUGGAAGCAACCAAGGUGCCCAUCAGUGGAUGAAUGGGUAAGUAAACUACGGUUUGUUCACACAAUGGAAUACUAUGCAUCAAUAAAGAACAAUGAUGAAUCUGUGAAACAUUUGAUAACAUGGAGGAACUUGGAAGCCAUUGUGCUAAGUAAAAUUAGUCAGUUGCAAAAAGACAAAUAAUUUAUGAGACCACUAUUAUAAGCACUGGAGAAAUAGUUUAAACAGAGAAGAAAAUAUUCUUUGAUGGUUAUGAGAGGGGGAAAGGAGGUAGGGAGAGGGGUAUUCGCUAAUUAAAUAGUAGGCAAGAACUAUUUUAGGUGAAGGGAAAGGCAACACACAAUACAGGAGAGGUCAGCACAACUGGACUAAACCAAAAGCAAGGAAAUUUCCUGAAUAAACUGAAUGCUUCGACAGCCAGAGUAGAAGGGGUGGGAGUUUGGGGACCAUGGUUUCAGGGGACAUCUAAGUCAAUUGGCAUAGUCAAAUCUGUUAAGAAAAUAUUCUGCACCCCACUUUGGAGAGUGGCGUCUGGGGUCUUAAACGCUAACAAGGGGCCACCUAAUAUGCAUCAAUUGGCCUCAACCCACCUGGAGCAAAGGGGAAUGAAGAACACCAAAGACACAAGGUAAUUAUGAACCCAAGAGACAGAUAGGGCCACAUAAACCAGAGACUGCAUCAGCCUAAGACCAGAAGAGCUAGAUGGUGCCCGGCUACAACCAAUGACUGCCCUGACAAGGGAACUCAACAGAGAACCCCUGAGGGAGCAGGAGAGCAGUGGGAUGCAGACCUCAAAUUCUCGUAAAAGGACCAGACUUAAUGGUCUGACUGAGACUAGAAGGACCCCAGCAGCCAUGGUCCCCAGACCUUCUGUUAGCCAAAGACAGGAACCAUUCCCAAAUCUAACUCUUCAUACAGGGAUUGGACUAGAUUAAAAAAAAAUAGAAAAUUAUACUGGUGAGGAGGGAGCUUCUUGGAUCAAGUAGAUACAUGAGACUGUUGGCAGCUCCUGUCUGGAGGGAUGAUGAGAAGGCAGAGGGGGUCAGAAGCUGGCCGAAUGGACAUGAAAAGAGAGGGUGGAGAGAAAGAGUGUGCCGUUUCAUUAGGAGGAGAGCAACUAGGAGUAUAUAGCAAGGUGUAUAUAAAUUUUUGUAUGAAGGACUUACUUGAUUUGUAAACUUAAAGCACACACACACACACAAAAAAAAACCCAUUAAAAAGCGAACAUGUAUUUUUAUUGCCCUGAAUUGACCCAGGGGGCGGGCCCACCUGGCCGUGCAGGUGACCCCAAACCAGUUCGCGUGAGAGGUGUGGCGCUCUGGAAGGAGAAGUCCCGGGGAGGAAGUGACUGGUUCCCGAACAGGGAAAGCAGCGUCUUAACCCAGAAGUCAUCCCGCUGGGAUUUGGGCACGCGCACAGGCGGGGCGUGACCGCGGGACCUAAUUAUAAUCGCCUGAAUAGACCCUGGGGGCGGGCCCACCCGUUCGUGCGGGAAACGCCCACCCAGUGCCCACGAGCGGUGCCGCGCACCGGAGGAAGUCCCCAGGAGGAAUUGACUGGUUUCCGAACAAGGAAAGCAGUGUCCUAGCCAGGGACCCGUCCAGCCCGGAUUUUGGCGAACGGGGGCGGAGCGUGAACGUGUUGUUCAGCUCUAUAUUCUGUGGUGCUACACUCCUAGCUCUCAGAUCCCUCCCCCACCCCCCCCAGGCGACCCCAUUAAUAUCCGAAUACCCGGAGCCAGAGAGAGAAUUCAGAUAGGGAUCUGACUGCAUUUUUUUUUAGCUGACUACUUGGAAAAUCUAGUUUCCCAGUGAUGGCUCGGAGAGAGCAGUCCAUAUCAAACCACAUAAAGAAACAGACCAUGACAGCUUCUCCAACCCCCCAAACAAAAGAAUCAAAAUCUUUCCCAAAUGAAGAUACAAUCCUGGAAUUAUCAGAUACAGAAUAUAAAAAACUAAUUUACAGAAUGCUUAAAGAUAUCACAAAUGAAAUUAGGAUAAAUGCAGAAAAAGCCAAGGAACACACUGAUAAAACUGUUGAAGAACUCAAAAAGAUUAUUCAAGAACAUAGUGGAAAAAUUAACAAGUUGCAAGAAUCCAUAGAGAGACAGCAUGGAGAAAUCCAAAAGAUUAACAAUAAAAUUACAGAAUUUGACAACGCAAUAGAAAGUCAGAGGAGCAGACUCGAGCAAUUAGAAUGUAGACUGGGACUUCUGGAGGACCAGGGAAACAACACCAACAUAGCUGAAAAAAAAUCAGAUAAAAGAAUUAAAAAAAAUGAAGAAACCCUAAGAAUCAUGUGGGACUCUAUCAAGAAGGAUAACUUGCGAGUAAUUGGAGUCCCAGAACAGGGAGGGGGGACAGAAAACACAGAGAAAAUAGUUGAAGAACUCCUGACACAAAACUUCCCUGACAUCAUGAAAGAAGAAAGGAUAUCUAUCCAAGAUGCUCAUCGAACCCCAUUUAAGAUUGAUCCAAAAAGAAAAACACCAAGACACAUCAUCAUCAAACUUGCCAAAACCAAAGACAAACAGAAAAUUUUAAAAGCAGCCAGGGAGAAAAGAAAGGUUUCCUUCAAGGGAGAAUCAAUAAGAAUAAGUUCAGACUACUCAGCAGAAACCAUGCAGGCAAGAAGGGAAUGGGACGACAUAUACAGAGCACUAAACGAGAAAAACUGCCAACCAAGGAUCAUAUAUCCAGCAAAACUCUCUCUGAAAUAUGAAGGAGAAAUUAAGAUAUUUACAGAUAAACACACGUUUAGAGAAUUUGCAAAAACUAAACCAAGACUGCAAGAAAUGCUAAAAGAGAUUGUUUGGGCGGAUGACCAAUAAUAUCUGGUACCAGCACAAUACAGAACGUCCUGAUAUCAACGCAACUCAAACAGGGAAAGCACAAAAACAAACAAAUUAAGACUAAUUCUAAAAAAUAAAUAAAUAAACAAAAUAAUACACACAACAGGAAAUCAUGGAAAUCAAUAGAUAAACUAUCAAAAUAAUCAAAAAGAGGGACUAAAUAUAGGAGGCAUUGAACUGCCAGAUGGAGAGUGAUACAAGGCGAAAUAGAAGGAUACAAGUUAGGUUUUUACUUAGAAAAAUAGGGGUAAAUAAAAAGGUAACCACAAAACGGAAUAUCAAUCCCAUAACUCAAGAAAAAAGCCAAGAAAAACGUAACGACUCAAUAAACACAAAGUUAAACAUUAUGAAAAUGAGGAUCUCACAAGCUACUAAGAAAAACGUCUCAGCACAAAAAAGCAUGUGGAAAAAUGAAAUGGCCAACAACACACAUGAAAAGGCAUCAAAAUGACAGCACUAAAAACUUACUUAUCUAUAAUUACGCUGAAUGUAAAUGGACUAAAUGCACCAAUAAAGAGACAGAGAGUCACGGACUGGAUAAAAAAACACGAUCCAUCUAUAUGCUGCCUACAAGAGACACACCUUAGACUUAGAGACACAAACAAACUAAAACUCAAAGGAUGGAAAAAAAUAUAUCAAGCAAACAACAAGCAAAAAAGAAGAGGAGUAGCAAUAUUAAUUUCUGACAAAAUAGACUUUAGACUUAAAUCCGCCACAAAGGAUAAAGAAGGACACUAUAUAAUGAUAAAAGGGACAAUUGAUCAGGAAGACAUAACCAUAUUAAAUAUUUACGCACCUAAUGACAGGGCUGCAAGAUACAUAAAUCAAAUUUUAACAGAAUUGAAAAGUGAGAUAGACACCUCCACAUAUAUAGUAGGAGACUUCAACACACCACUUUCGGAGAAGGACAGGACAUCCAGUAAGAAGCUCAACAGAGACACGGAAGACCUACUUACAACAAUCAACCAACUUGACCUCAUUG
Molecule: messenger RNA, 21562 nt
Organism: Loxodonta africana (African savanna elephant)
Lineage: Eukaryota; Metazoa; Chordata; Mammalia; Proboscidea; Elephantidae
Gene: L1TD1
Product: LINE1 type transposase domain containing 1
Exons: 2
Coding region: 19543-20559 (338 amino acids)
Biological process (GO): retrotransposition
Cellular component (GO): ribonucleoprotein complex
Molecular function (GO): single-stranded RNA binding
Source: RefSeq, a predicted model, not a curated record